This is a messenger RNA of Erpetoichthys calabaricus (reedfish), 16262 nucleotides long. Its product is annotated as putative helicase MOV-10. The transcript is spliced from 23 exons. Bases 261 to 3308 code for a protein of 1015 amino acids. NCBI's taxonomy places the organism in Eukaryota, Metazoa, Chordata, Cladistia, Polypteriformes, Polypteridae. Gene Ontology annotation, molecular function: 5'-3' RNA helicase activity; RNA binding. The record is from RefSeq and is a predicted model, not a curated record.
GGCGCUCCGGUCCGCGUAAAUGGGAGCCUCUGUUACCUGCGUGCCCGCGUCGCUUUAGGACGCUCCUUCUAAGUUUUCCUUGCCAGUUCAUCUUCUCGCAGCCUCACUCACAGGUUUCGCGUUGCGAUCGGAGAGAGGAGGGCGUGGCGCUUCCGUUCAUUUCUCAGGUUUCGCCUCCGGAUGAAUUAUUUGGAUAAGGAGACUCCACGGUUUGCCGUAACGUUUUCAACUUCUCGGCUUCUCGCAUCUUCACCUUCACGAUGGCUCCUACCACGGUGCGGCACAACUUAGCCGUCGGCACGGAAUUCAUUGAGUACCUGGAGCAGAUCGGCAAAGCCACGUCGAUUCACCGGGACGAGCUGAAAGAGAUCUACAACGAGCAGUUCCGAUACAGAGAUGGAAACCGCCACCCCAAUUUCUCAUGCGUUUUAUACGCUCUGCUGAAACACAAGAAAGUGAAAAUGAGAAGUGAUGUGAUCAUCUUCAAUCCAGAGUUUACCACUUAUUUUGGAGACCAGUGGAGGAGACCACGUGCCAAGAUGCCAGACACCGCAACAGGAAAUGGACCGAGCCUUGCCUCGACCGUGCCCAUCCAGAGCAUUCCGAUCACCGCAGGCAUGGGGAAGCGGAGGAGAGCGCAGGCCAUCGUGCAGCAGCUGAAGAGGGACAGGUCCAAAGUUGUAGCGAGUGCAGAAGGGAUUGAGGUGAGCUCGGACCAUGACGUGUCAGACGGCAGAAUCAAAUUUGAGUUUCUCCCUGGAAAAGCGUGCAACAUCAGUUUGUUUGUGCAGAAUAAAGGGUCGAAGACGGUGACUUUCAGCCUUUAUGAGCCACUCCGCAAAAUCCAUGGCUUUACCUUCCAAGACCCGCAAGGAGUAUCGAGAAGUCAUCCACUUCUGCUGCAUGAAGAUGGCUCCUAUGAGAUCCAAGUCAACUUUUCUUCAAACUUCUAUGGCUACUACCCCAUCACUGUGGUCUUCGAGUUCAGCUCCUCCUCCAGCGGGAUUGAGGAGACUUUCUAUCUCGUCCGCUGGAUCGCAGGGAUCGGCCGUAGCCAACUUGCUAAGGAGCUGGCCCCCAAAGCCCCGUACCGACCCUACCAAGAGGUGACCCGCAAGCCGCUCACAUUCACCCUGGAGGAUGGCGUGCCACCCGAGAGAAAUGCACCUGAUGGCUUGAAACUGGUUGUCUCUUUAGCAGACUACAAAUACUCUGGUACAUUAAAGAAGUUAGUGACUUGUGGUCUGGAAAAUCCCAAUCCUGUGAAAACAGAUCUUCGGGAUGAAAUGGCAAAAGUGAGGGAGCUGCUCAAUGCCACCUUAACCAUGGAAAAUUAUGGAGAGCGCUUCCAGCUCCUCCUGCACCUAGAAGAGAUCCAGAUGGAGGUGGACAUCCGGAAGUACGACAUGAAGAAUGCCCCAAUGGUGCGCGAUGGCAGGAAAAAGAAUUUACUCGUUCUUAAUGUCCCUGGCGUGGCUGAACAUAGACCAUCCGUCCUCAGAGGAGACCACCUGCUGGCGAGCCUGAGUGAGGAGAGCAAGUUUGAAGUCUUUACUCAGUACAAGGGUUAUGUGCACGCAGUGGAACUGGAAAAGGUCAAGCUGGGCUUCUCACAGAAACUCCUGAAUAAAUUUGUGGACAACAUGAAGUUCGACGUGACCUUCACCUUCAACAGGCUGCCUCUCAGGCUACAGCACAGGGCAGUGACAAGUGCCAGGGAGCUCAAUCUCCGCGAUGUCCUCAUGCCGUCCAUCUCCUACUCCCAGGAGUACAAAAUUGGAAAGCUCAGCCUCUAUGACAAGAAUCUGGAGAAGAACCCCGAGCAGGUGAAAGCAGUGAACGCCAUUGUGUCUGGCUCGUCCAGACCUGCUCCCUAUCUGGUGUUUGGACCUCCCGGAACCGGCAAGACCGUCACCAUUGUGGAGGCAAUCAAGCAGGUGGUGAAAUGGCUGCCAGGUUCCCACAUUCUGGCCUGCGCCCCAUCCAACAGUGCGUCGGACCUCCUGUGUGAGCGGCUCCUGAAACACAUUGAUACGCGGGAGAUCUACAGGAUGAACGCCAGAAGCAGGGACCCUAAGACGAUCCCUGCUGUCAUCAGGCCCUGUUGUAACUGGGAUGACAGCCAGGAGUGUUACAUGUAUCCUUACAAGGAGGAGCUGAUGUGCUUCAGGGUCAUUAUCACCACCUUGCUAACUGCGGGCAGGCUGGUAUCAGGUGGCAUUCCCGCUGGGCACUUCACACACAUUUUCAUCGAUGAAGCUGGACACGCCGUCGAGUCUGAAUGCAUAGUUCCAGUUGCAGGACUCUUGAGUUUGUCUGAUCCCAUAAAGAACACUGGAACACAGCUGGUUUUAGCCGGAGAUCCAAAACAGUUGGGACCCAUCCUCAGGUCUCCAGUAGCCAUCAAGCACGGCUUGAAUGUGUCCUUGCUGGAGAGGUUAAUGACCCAGAACAGCUUGUAUCAGAAGACCGGGGAACACGGGACUUACAACAGUCAGUUUGUGACAAAACUGCUCCGGAACUACAGGUCACAUCCAGACAUCCUCAAUAUCCCCAAUGGGCUCUUCUAUGAAGAUGAGCUGCAAGUGUUUGCAGAUGAGAUCAUCAGGAAUUCCUACUGCAGCUGGGAACAUCUGCCAAAACCGGGUUUUCCAGUCAUCUUCAAGGGGGUAAUGGGGCAGGACGAAAGGGAGGAGAACAGUCCCUCAUUCUUCAAUGUUGCUGAAAUCGAGGAAGUUGUCACAUAUCUGAAGAAGAUUCUGCAAACCCAGGGCAAGAAAGGGAUCUCCCAAAUCUCUCCGAAGGAGAUCGGUAUCAUCACUCCAUACAGGAAGCAGGUGGAGAAGAUACGCAAAGCCAUAAGAACUUUUGACAAGGAGCUGAAGGAUAUGAAGGACAUCCAGGAAUUAAAGAUUGGGUCAGUGGAGGAGUUCCAAGGACAGGAGCGGAAGGUCAUCAUCGUCUCGACUGUCCGUAGCUGCCAGGAUUACGUCAAAAUGGACGAGGACUUCAAUCUCGGCUUCCUGAAUAACCCCAAGAGAUUCAAUGUUACUGUGACUCGGGCCAAGGCUUUGCUGAUCCUUGUGGGUAACCCGCUGAUCCUCAGCAAGGACCCUACCUGGGCAAGGUUUAUAAAGUACAGCAUUGAGCACAAUGGAUACGUGGGCUGUCAAUUUGUGAUGGAGGACAGCGAGGAUGAUCUCAUUGAGCAGCUCGUCAGCCUUAAACUGACCCCCGAACUGCAAGAUUUCCCAGAAGAUGGAGGCUCACUUAAGCAAGUGGAACUCGAAUGGAGGAGCGACAUGUGAUUGGCGGACAUCGCAGCGCAGCUUCUAAUGCCUGAAAAUGACAAGAAAGUGAGGCUCGGCCGCUCACUUUGUACACAUUGGAAUGAAGAGUAAAAAGUGCCUUUCCUAGUAAUAUAUCAGGCAGAAUAAAAAGAGAGACAUAUUAAUAUCAGGCAGAAAAAAGAAGAAAUGUAAAAAAUUCACCACUUUUUGGAAAACCUCUUUGGCUUUUUUUGAAUGACAGAGAAAGUUCUGGAUCUGUCUUCUGCUUUCAUAUCGUUGCCUUUUAGGAAAUAAAAUAAGCUUUAAUAGUUUUCAGGAAAAAAAGGAAACAAAAACAGCGCCACCUGCAGGCUGGGAGGUCUAAUUGAAUGCAACCCAAUUAAAUGUGAUAUAAGGCUGAGAACAUUAGCAAAGGGGCAGGCAAAUAGAAAGGAAAAUAUAAAACCUUGUGCCUUAAUUAAUAAUAAAUAAUAAUAAUGAUAUGCAUUAACUGGUGCAAGGUGCACCAGUUGGACUGUUUUUAAGCUGUGAAAGACGCAGUAACGUUCCCAAAGAGAAGAAUGAGAAUUAAGCCCAGCAGGCUGUGGUUAGUUAUUGUAGAUAUAUAAAAAAAAUUGGGAAGAUGAAAUUCUCCUAUCACACUUCCAUCAAAUGUAGGGGGUCUGCAGUGUAUGCUGGCAGUAGUGGGUAAAAAAGGCAAGAAACGGCCGUGGAGAGGUGCCAGCCCACCUCAGGGCCCACUCACACUCACCGAUACACCUAACAUGCACAUCUUUGGUUAAUCCAUCCAUCCAUUUUCCAACCCGCUGAAUCCGAACACAGGGUCACGGGGGUCUGCCGGAGCCAAUCCCAGCCAACACAGGGCACAAGGCAGGAACCAAUCCCGGGCAGGGUGCCAACCCACCGCAGGACACACACACCAAGCACACACUAGGGCCAAUUUAGAAUCGCCAAUCCACCUAACCUGCAUGUCUUUGGACUGUGGGAGGAAACCCACGCAGACACGGGGAGAACAUGCAAACUCCACACAGGGAGGACCCGGGAAGUGAACCCUGGGGGUCUCCCAGCAGCGCUACCCACUGCGCCACCGUGCCGCCCACUUUGGUUAAUUCAGGAUGAAAAUCGGGAAAACACUGAGUGGGAAUUUCCGUGCUUGAAGUGGGAAGAGUACACAAAUUCCGUACAGGUAGUGACCAGGUGUAGGAUUUAAACUUGGGCUGUUGGAUUCUUUAGGGGGGCUUUAAAUGGGGGGCGUGCAACAGCACUCAAAACAGAAAAAAAAAGGUUUGGGAGGCUACGGGGCUUUCUAUGUUUCUAUGGAACUGUUUUCUUUCUGUGGCACGAUAGACGCCCUUAUUACAAAAACAGACGUGGCAGUGCGCAGGUUUGAAUUUUAUUAUGGGUUUUCUGAAACCAUCACCGGGACAAAAAUUACACAUCCGGGGUGAAAAGUAUCCAUACGGCACCCCUAAAAGGUGCUGUGGAGGGUCCCUUAGCAUAUUUCACCUCAAUCGGAAGUGUGGUUGGAUAUUUGACCACUUGUCCUGACUUUUAAUAAGCGCAGUCCGCAGGAUUGUUAACUGGGUGGUUGAGGUCAGCGCUUUGAGAAGACCAUCCCAAACCCUUGAUGUUGGCCCGAUUGAGCCGUUCCUAAACCAGCUCUGAAGUUGCCGUCCUGUUGGAACACCUAGUUGUGUCCGCACUUCAGCCUUCUACCUGGUCUGAUGGCAGUGAUGUAAAACUCACUCUGCUGUGGACAGUGACACUGGUGUUCCAGAAGCUUCCAGCUCAUGGUGGACCCGUUUCUGAUGGCUCUUGGAUUGUAUCUGACCACCCGGGCCCUCUUAGCUGAGGGUCACGGUUUGGGUCUUCUUCCAGACCUCAGCAAAGUAAUUGUACUUGUGAUCAAUUGUUUGACCUGACGAUUGUGGAAUCUGAAGCUGUUUAGAAAUUACUUCAGGAGACAAGUCAAGUCAAGUUGGGGAGUAUGCACUGGUACAGUGUGUUGUCACACCCAUGACACAACAAAACAACUCGGGAUCCCGGUUGGCAACCCCCCCAGGCAGAUACGUGGUCCAGUCCCACCCUCCGGAAAUGACCCUGUAUCUGUCGCAGCCAGGUGAUAUGUGGGCGACCCCUUGGUCUGGUCCAGCCACUCAGGUCCCCAACAACGAGGAUCUUAUGAGGGACAUGGCCAUAAUGCCGUGAGUGACGCUCCCUCACAAUGCAGGUCAUGUGCCUCAUUCGGGACUCCAUGAGCAACACAAAGUCAAACCAACGGUACCCAAGGAUUUUCCAGAGAGAGACACACAUGAAGGAGUCCAGUCUUCAUCUCAGGUCACUGGAUAGCGUCCAUGUCUCAAACAGGCAGCACCAGGACUCUAAAGACUUGGACCUUCGUCCUUUUGCAUAGAGAGACAUUCCUGACUAAAUCCUCUUCCUCGCAUCUACACCGAGCUCCUUGGACUCUCCCAUUGACCACUCAUGGUAGACUUGUUCUUGACUUUUGUGUUGGUCAGUUCAAUGAGUGGUCAAAGGAGCAAAACCGAGAAGAUACCACCAGUUGGAGUCAAUCAUGAGGCACCAAGCUGAAUAACACGUUUUGGAGCUUUCAGCACCACUUAAUCAAUAUAUUUAUAGUUCUGGCCCUCCAUGUGGAAUUUUGAUCCUUUGAUGGUUUCAGAAAAUCUACAAUUUGUGCGCCUGAGAUAUUUUGUAUAUGUAUGUAGUACAAAUAUUCUGAAAAAGUCGUAGAAAUCAUCGAGAGCCCACUAUCUCCCUGACGUUUGUGUCCAUUAGAUGAGUGGAUGGAAACUUUUCACCACAACCGUAAGUGAAUAGAGCCAAGUGUCGCCAAAUAACUUCAAGUCGAGCUUUGAAGCUCCCUAAACUCCUUCCAUAGUUUUAAGAAUCUUAAACUGUGGGUUCAAGUCACGGGUUACCAUCUUUUGGGGUCAGGGAGGUUCAGGACUCACCGUUGUAUUCAAUAGGAAAAGUGUCACAUGACGGGUUGCUGCGGGCAUUUUAAGCGAGUCGACAUUACUCUGCUCUGUCGGGGGCAUUUCUCCAAGAUUUGAUGGUCAUCAUGGAGUGGGUCUAGAAGAGACUUAAAACACUGGUCUACUGUAUUACAUUGAAACUGAAUUGGUCAAUGGGUGUAACCGAGAGGAAAAAUGUUCUAACGUCUUUGCAAUUCAGAAGUUUUGAAGCACAUCCUCGUGGUUAUCCUCUACUAAUUCCCAACAAUUUCAAAUCACGUUAUCUCAAUUUCUGUUUAUGCUUAAACUAAAAACAGACGAGUGUCGUUUUGCAUAGUUUCAUGAAAUUGCCCAUAAAAUUUGUUUCUGUGUGAGUUUGUAACUUGCGAAACUCACCAAACUGUGCAUUUUGAUAUUGGACUACAUAUAUUUUGGGGUGGUAGCUAAGAAGUAGUGCUCUGUAGGUUUUUAUUCCAUGGUUGAAGCCGCUUUAUCCUUCCUCAAUCACUCUCCAGUACCAUUUAGACCUUGUACCGGUCCUGCCACACACACUCAUUUGCCUUGUGCACUGCUUCCCACCGUCGACUCCCGCUCGCAGCGCAUAUUUAGGGUCAAACAUAACUUCAUUUGUGCUGAUGGAAAAUUCCCCAACUCUGUAAAAUGAUCCAAACCAGGAUACUUCUGGAGACUCGCCUGAGGCCACUCACCUAAGUCGAUGGAUUUAAGCAGCAGUGACGUGUUUGCCGGUAAGCGCGCUCCGUCUGCUCCCAUCUUUGUUUUUCACGUGCUCCCGAGGCGAGUUGUAGUAAAAUGUCACGUUUCCCACGAGUACGCAAAUCUAUCUCGUGAAUGCAGGAAACUUUCUCGUGCGCAUGCAAGUUUAUUUUGUAAGCACACAAAACGUUUCUCAUUUGCAUGUGAAACCGUCUUGUGAGCACGGGAUAGCUGUUGUGUGUUAGCGGGUGCCAUAUAUAGGGUGUCCCAAAAUUCACGCAAAAACGAAUUUUGAUAGACAACACAGGUUUUUAAUUAAAAAUUGUAAAUUUUUAAUUGAUUCAUAAAGUAUACCGUAUAGGGUUAUGUAUGGAAUAGCAUAUCGGAUAAAUGGCCUCCACGGCUUUGCUGGCACAUACGCACUCUUUUGUCGAAAUUUUCCAUGACUGUUUUGCAUUAAUAGCGAAGUUUCCAUCCAGUUUUUUGCGACGUUUUGUUAUCGACAAACAGAAUAUACGUAAAAAAAAAUGUGCGAAAUUUGCUGUCUCCAGCCUGUUUCCAUCCAACAGGCUUUUUAUCGAUAAAAUGGUGUGCAUGAUGACGUCAUCCCCCCCAAAACGAACUGUCGCAUAAGUUUUGUUGUAUCGCAACCCUUGAGCCGUUUCCAUACAUAAUUUUGUGUAAGUCGCAAAUUCUCUACCUUUUGUUUUCCACGUUAUAUCCCCUCCACUAAACAAAGAAAUGGAGAGAUUAUUCAGACAGUUUUUUGAAAUUUGCCAGCUUACUGUUAUUUCAGUUUCACAAAUAAUUGGAAUUGUACAUAAUAUCCGAAGACGACAGCAGAAUGAAGCAGUUGCUUGUCUGAUAGCCCUAGAGCUCGAAGAAAGUACCCCAGUGCGACGAAACCCACGGGUAUGGGAGAGAUGACGGAAUAAGAUCUUCUGGGAGGAGGUGGUGGAGAGACACUUCACAGAAAAUCUCUGGCAGCAAAAUUUUAGAAUGACACGGCCGACGUUUGAGAUGUUGUGUGGAUUCAUCAGUCCUGAUGUUGCGUCCAUCACAGGUUGCCACCGACCACCGGUUCCAACCCAAAAGCGGAUUGCCAUCGCCCUUUACAAGCUGGCAACCUGCGCCGAGUAUAGAGUAGUUGGAGAAACUUUCGGGGUUAGUAAAACUACCGUCCAUCGAAGUGUAUAUGCUGUGUGCACCGCUAUUAAAGAAAAAUUAAUACGGCGUUAUAUCAGACUUCUGACUGUAGCGGAGGCCAAUGAAACUGCAUACCGCAAUUCCUUGGUGCAUCUUGUGCCACAGAUUUACGGUGCGCUGGAUGGCACGCAUGUGCCUAUUCUUCCCCUGACGGAAGGCUACCGCGAUUACGUUAAUCGCAAAGGGUGGCCAUCUAUUGUCCUCCAGGCCCUUGUUGAUGAUACGAGACAUUUGCGUUGGCACUCCUGGAAGUGCCCAUGAUGCAGCUGUGUUUGCAGCAUCGCAUCUGUACAGGUGAGCCUACCUUUCAACAUCCCUUCUCAGUGCGAUAACAACUGAAUUAGUACUGGAACCUGCUUCCCUUAAGGUUUUUAAUUAAAACUGAAAUUUGAAUUAAUACAAAAUAACGACGUUUAAUCAAAAAAAAACUAUUAAAGUUAAUAUUAAUGAUUAAAUUAAAUUGAGGAAAUAACAAGUCUCUUUAUCAGACCAUGCGAACCGCUCCGCCAUUCUCGUUUUGAUUGCACGUGAUGAAAAUGUGACACAUUUAUUUGCGUUAAAGCCCUUUUUUCUGACAAAAAGUGUUUCCAAUGUAGUUUUUGCGACAUCUGAAGUAUCGAUAUGGAAUUUAUGCGCUAAAGUUAAGUUAAAAGGAAAAAUAUCAUGUCGACAUGUACAACAUUUUAUCGAUAAUUAGCAUUUCCAUCAGCUAUAUCGGUAAAAAAAUUUGAAGCGCUAAAUAUUUUUUCGCAAAAACUCCUUGGAUGGAAACCUGGUUAUUGUGGCUGAAUUUCGUUGAUACAGCACUCAAUUUCCUCCUUCAAGGAGUGGGUGGUUGUGGGCUUGAUGACUUCAAUCAAUCACUCGUGGAUUUUCUGAACCCCAAAUGCAACAAUUUUUACGAUUAACGAAGCCAUCAAGAUGAAAAUGAGCCUCAUCGCUGAAGAUGAUUUUGGAAAUGUUCAAUUCUUGACCACGGUGCCGAAUUGAUGUUCCGGGACUCUCAGCAACACUCUCACAAACUGCUUCGGUGUUUUGUGCUGAAGGACGGCCAGAGUGUCUAAGAUCACUAAUUGAUCCAGUCUCCCUGAAUGUUUUUAAUUAAUCUCUUCACAGUUGAUGAAGUUAAAUCACUAUUCCGACCAUAUUUUGUACGAAAAUUGCGAACUGUAGCUGCCAAACCUUCAUUAUUUUUAAAAUAUUGCUCAACAAUGAAAACGCGUUGUUCUUUCGUGUAGCGCUCCAUUUUUAAUAACCCUAAACUGUGAGCUGUCACGCUGUCUUUUUUUCCCCCGUUGGCAACACUUUACCGCACAAAUGGCGCCAAAUUCAAAUCUUGCAUGAAUUUUGGGACACCCUCUAUAAGUGUUGUGUUCAGUGUUAACUCGCCCCAAAGUGGAAGUGAGAUCUGCACCUUUAAAGGAGAAUCGGGAACUAUAGACUGGCCGAUGUUAGAUGUCGGAUAGGAACAGGAAGCCAAUCGCAAAUAUGGACGUUCAAAUCCAGCGAGCGCGGCGGAGAGAAAAAGUUCUGCAGUCAGGAAAACACCAACUACCCGUGAUGGGACGCCUGUUUGGCACCACCCAGAGAGGAAAAUGCGGAAGAGGCGGUAGGACCAAAAUGUGUUCCGUUUUUUUAAAUCUAGGAAGCUUCCCGCAUCUCCCGAAUGGCUUUGAGCUAAGCUUUUUAUUUGGGGAUUGACCUCAUAGAUCAGCUAUCGGGAUUCAUGUGUUGGACUGCCAUUGUUGUUUGCAUUGUUCACGGUGCGUCGUUAUUGUGUUUUGUCGUUUGAUUUCUACCAAAUAUGUUCGCUAUAUAUUCAUUAUAAAUUUAAAUUACAAGUAUGGUGCCUGGUUAAUUUUGGCGAAAGGGGGAAUUAGGGUAGCGAUUUCUUAAGGCUCCAUUUUGGUGAACAGCACCCAACCCGAUCUGGCCAGCUGUCCACCAUAGAAGGGGAUCGGUACGAGUGUGUGCAACGAGAAAGUGUCAAAUGUCACACAAGUUUCUAGUGCACAUGUAAAUAAAUCAUGUAGAACUUUGUUACGCACACGUGAAACUCUCGCAUGAGUACGGGGUACUUUCUUUUGCCCCUCACGGGCUCUGUACUUUCACACAUUUCACCAGCGUACAAUUUUUUUGCCAUGCGUUUGCAGAUGGAGAUGAGAUGACAGUAUGUGUUUUAAUGGUGUGAAUAAUUUCACUUUUGUGUAAUUCACAAAUUCAAUUUUGUGUAAAUCAUUUCAGAAACGGUUCAACUCCUUCAAUCUCUUUCCUUAUAGCUCUGACCUCCCAGUCCUCUGAUCAGCCUCGUGACUCUCCUUUGGACUUUCUCUGGUGCUGCUGUGUCUUUUUUGUAAUAUGGGAGACCAAAACCGAACAUACAGGACUCCUGGUGAGGCCUCACCAGUGUGUUGUAAAAUAAUUUAAGGAUGACCUCCGCUGGCUUGUACGCCACACAUCAGGGGCACUAUGUUAUAUUACCCAACAUCCUAACUGCUGCCGUCCACGGUCUGCAUAUGAAGCAGUCCACGACCGCUACUAGGGCCUUCUCAGAAGAUGUACUUUCAAGUUCCAAACCUCCUUUAUGUAUUCAAAUCUAACAUCCCUCCAUCCAUUAUCCAACCCGCUAUAUCCUAACUACAGGGUCACGGGGUUCUGCUGGAGCCAAUCCCAGCCAAAACAGGGCGCAAGGCAGGAAACAAACCCCGGGCAGGGCGCCAGCCCGUACCAUUUUGUUUUUUACUUCCAAAGUGUAGCACUUCACAAAUCUACAUGAUUCUACAUUAUCUGCUCUUCCUCAAGGCUUAGUCUUCUUCCUCCUAUUUUCAUCUUUUCCCACUUUGAUGUGGAGUCCAUGUGUCUGACCAACCCUCUCCAUACAGCUUGUACCUGCUGUUAGGUUUAACUUGUAUAUAAAUUCCCUUUUUGUGUCUUUUUUUUUUUUGUUCAUUUUUUUGGUCCUCUUUGUGUUGUUAUGUAUGUUUAGUAUUUAUACAAUUAUGUAUUUUUUUUUUCCCCAGUCAGUUCUGUUUAUUGCUUGGUUUCUACAUGUGGAUGCUUGUUCUGCUAAUUUCUCUUCUACUUUGUGGGUGGUUCCCCAAGAGGCGGGGCCACCUGCCAAUCUCUGCUGAGAGACCGCCCCCUGCCUUAUAAAGGCAGUGCGUUGUAUGCACCUAGUGGUAGUGAUGGGCGUUUCAGUUCACUUUACUGUUUAAGUGAAUCGAUUUUUUUGAUUCAUUUGAUUCAAGUACAGCCUGACAUAUAUUGGAAUUCCCUCUGAUUGCAUCACAAAUAUCUAAUUUAAUAACAUAUUUGUGUGUAUAUGAAUAAUAUUGUUUAUUAAUUUAUAAAUAAUGUUUUUUUAUAUAAUUAUAUCUUUAACUUGAUAUGUCAAUGCCCUGUUUCCUUACACAAAGCAUAACAACACCUAUAAGAAACCAAAAUGAAAUAAGAUGUUUUGUUACAGAGCCACAAAUGAAAGAGAAUCGUUACACUGAUUCUCAGGUAGCAACUUCUUCACGACUCAAAUGAACAAGAAUCUUUAGACUGAUUUUCGGGUACAGACUUGCUUGCAAAUCAAAUAAAUGAGAAUCGUUGGAUUGAUUCUCAGGCAGCGAUUCAUUCGCAACUCAAAACAAUGAGAAUUGUUAGAUCGCUUCUCUGGCAGCGGAUUAUUCACAAAUCAAAUGAACGAGAAUCAUUAAGAUUGAUUGUCAAGCAGUGAUUCAUUUGUGGAUCACGGGAGUGAGAAUUGUUAGAUUGAUUCUCGGGUAGCGGAUUAUUCACAAGUCAAAUAAACGAGAAUCAGUAAAAACAGAUUGUCAGGUAGUGAUUCAUUUGAGGAUCAAAUGAACGAGAAUCGUUAAGAUUGAUUGUCAAGCAGUGAUUCAUUUGGGGAUCACGGGAGUGAGAAUUGUUAGACUGAUUUCUUGGGUAUCGACUUGUUCACGAAUUAAAUGAAUGAGAAUCGUUGUAGUGAUUCAUUUGUGGAUCAUGGGAGUGAGAAUUGUUAGAUUGAUUCUCGGGUAGCGGAUUAAUCACAAAUCAAAUAAACGAGAAUCAGUAAAAACAGAUUGUCAGGUAGUGAUUCAUUUGAGGAUCAAAGGAGCAAGAAUUGUUAAGACUGAUUUUUUGGGUAGCAACUUGUUCACGAAUCAAAUGAAUGACAAUCGUUAAGAUUCUUCUCGUUCGAUUGAAUCUCUGGUAGUGAUGAAAUCGGCCCUUGCACCUUGUUUAGUGUCAACUGCAAACUUGACCAGUUUGAUUUUUGUAUUCUUAUCCAGAUUUAAAAAGGACAGCAGCCCACCACUAGUCUAUAAUAUAAGGUGUACGCCUGGAGACCACCAAGGGUGAAUUUUUCCUAAAAUUGAGAGGGAACAAUUGGAUGGUUUACGGGGCAUCACAAUUCUAAACCAAUCCCAACGCGUCACGAAGGUGGCACUCAAUGAAGAGGCCGAGAUUUUGAAUUGCAAACAUCAGAGUUGCUCUUGUUAAUGUUGUCCAAAAGAGAGCAAGAUUCUGAUUACAAUAAACUGCCUACAGCUGCAGUCUCUUAAAACGACCCCCCAUUAAACACGUGUCGCGUUUGUAAAGAACACAACACGUGUUUAAAAAUAAAAAGAACCUGUGACAAGGGAAAAACCUUUACAUAAAAUCAAAUUAUACAGUCGUGCCGAUUUGCAUCCAAUCGAGUUAAGGGGAUUCAUUCUUAGCAGGAAAAUAACGGGGUAAUAAUGUUCUAGAAAUAGCCGAAGCCAGUCAUAGUUAUAAAUCUUUCGGGGUCUUGUUGGUUUUCUAACGCUUGGUGGGCCUUUUAAGGUUUGUUUUGAUCGGCGGUGCUCUGUGUGGCUAAUGCAUUCAUCACGUGCUGCCUUCCCUUUCACUUCUGUUUCACAAUCUUCCUCUUUGUCUUUAUAACAACGGUCACCAACUCCGGACCUGGAGGACCACCGUGGCUGCAGGUUUUCAUUCUAAAUAUUUUUUUAAUGAGUGCCCUGUUUGUGCUGCUAAUUAAUUUCUUUUGAUUUCAAUUGACUUGUAUUUUAAGAUUUGUUCCUCUGUAUUGCUUCAUUUCUUUCCUUAAACAGCACCCAAAGAGAAAUGAAAUGUGAAGUGAGGGAGCCAAGAGGAGACCAACUAAGUCAGGGCCUCAAACUCCAAACAACUGCUUAAUUGGGCGCCGAUUCUUGUCAUUAAUCAAACCCGUUCUUUAAUUCUGUGGCUUGUUCCUGCUCUCGUUGUCCAUUAGCAGACAUUUCUGAAAUUGUCGAUUUUCUCUUUUCUAAGAGCUCAGUGAAAAUGUUUUGGUGACCUGAGCAGAUUGACAUUUCUGAGACCUUCAUCUUUCUUUAUCUUCAGAUAUUGUAUGAUGGACACCAGUUGUUUUGGCUCAUUUUGUAUCUCAUUAUUGUUUGGCUGCUAAUUAAGGAAAAAGACCCAAUUAAGGGGUAUGAGUCUUCAAGAGCAAGCUAACGAAAAUGAAUUCAAAAGAUGUUAAUUAGCAACAAAAACGUGACACUCAUUCAGAAAAUGGUUAGAAUGAAAACCUGCAGCCAUGGUCAGACUUGGUGACCCCUGCUUUGUAAGCUCAUUGGUGACCCACUAACCAGCAAUUGCAAAGAAAACCCCUUGGUGAACCAUCCAUUAUCCAACCCGCUAUAUCCCAACUACAGGGUCACAGGGGUCUGCUGAAUCCCAGCCAACACAGGGCACAAGGCAGGAAGCAAACCCUGGACAGUUUGCCAGCCCACCACAGGGCGCACACACACACCAAGCACACACUAGGGACAAUUUAGGAUCGCCAGUGCACCUAACAUGUCUUUGGACUGUGGGAGGAAACCGGAGCACCCGGAAGAAACCCACGCAGACAUGGGGAGAACAUGCAAACUCCACGCAAGGAGGACCUGGGAAGCGAACCCAGGUCUCCUAACUACGAGGCAGCCACUGCGUCACCGUGCCGCCCCCUUGGUGAACCAAACUCACUUAAAAUGGGGAAAACACCGCACAGUUCUGAGAAUUGUUUAAGCAACUUAUUCGUGAACCAAUGGCGGCAACCCACGACCCACUGGCUGUAACCUGGGUCACAACACAGUGGUUGAGGAACACUGGCUUAGGUGAAUCACUGCGACCCACUCGCAAACCAAUGACGGCAACCCAUGACCACCCCCCCUCUUGGUGAAACAAGCUCACUUAAGACAGGAAAAUAUUGCGCAAUGCUGCGGAUUGCUUUAACGACUUACUCGUGAACCAACAGAGGCAACCCACGAACCAUCAGCCGUAACCUGGGUCACAAUCCAAAGGUUCAGAAACACUGCCUCACAUGGACCUGCCAUGAGGCUCCCAAGAAGUAAGGAUCGGUUUUGUAAGAGCUCCAACUGCAGUCACCUGAACACUCUGUGACCCACGUAUGGCCAGAUGUCCGGUCCUAAAUGGAACCACAAGUCGGUGCAUGACUGUACAUUGCUAUUUGAAGACACUGGAUAGUGUACGAGUUUUAAAAGAGGAUGAUAAAUUGUCGUAUGCGUCGUGUCAGCUCUCUUAUCGUUCAGUUUUGACGACAGAGUGGGAGCCGAUGUAAGAUUGAAAGAAUCGGCACCUAAGUUUGUGAAAAUAUUGUAAAAUAUGCAUUUGAAGUAAACAAUGUGUCACACUCCGUCAAAGGGAGUGCCGUUAAGAGAGCGGAUAACGAAAAGCCACAGGAGAAGCACAUUCCAGUACUCGACACACCCACAGCGACAUCAGGCAAUGCACAGAUGAGGCUGCACAACAUCCACCUUGUGACUGCAUGUCUAAACGAAUAACUAAAGAAAUGUAACAGUACGGUCUAAUUGUAAAUGCAAACACGCCAUGACAGAAUACCCGCUGCGAUUGAAGACAUUAUAUCCACAGGCCACAAUGCCUAUCUAAACUCUGUCCUUAUGUCACACAGUGAUGCGACAGGCAAAAUGACAGAAAGAUCUCAUAGCAGACAGCAGUACGUCUCAAUUAACAUUACGAUCUAAUCAUAAAUGCAAAAACGCCAGGACAGAAUACCCGCUACGAUUGAAGACAUUGCAUAUCCACAGGCCACAAUGCUUAUCUAAACUCUGUCCUUAUGUCACACAGCGAUCUAAAAGAUCUCGUAGCAGACAGCAGUACGUCUGAAAGGUGUGGGGUGCUGUAACCGAUGUGGUCCGUGUCUUUCCCGUCACAGCUCUCGUUACAAAGUAUAAAUUAAUAAUUAAUCAUUCCCUUGUGCUACAGAGCUGCUGACUGGAUAACGGUAAUUUUGGCUUUUUUUUUCUCAGCGGCAAGUCCUCUGUUCGGUUUCUUUUGCUCUUUCCCCCCCCGAUACCCUGGUGGACUUCACUGCUGUUCACCACAGUUGUACCCAGUUGCGUGUUCUCGUUUGAAAAGAGACUACACCAGCCACAAGUAACAUCACCCAAUUCUGAAAGAGCUCCUCUGCCGUAGCCCUUUGGCACUUUCAGACAUUAUCUACACACUGCACUUGGAACUUCUUCAGUUCGAUCACCAGCCUCUAGUAUCGAAAGAUUUUUGAAAACCGAGAAUUUACUCUCAAAUACAUAUCUCUUUUAUCAUCUGCUUUCUCGUAGAAUUCCAGCAUAUUGGUGAAACACGACCUUCCCAUUAAGACGACUGCUCACUAGCACACACUUCUUGUGACAAGUUGCUACUUUUUUUUUUUUUUAGUAAUAAUUUCUUACACGAUUAACUGGAAACUGGUAACUGGUUCUGUAUGUGAACAGUGCCCCCCUAGUGGAAACGUUUGAAUAUUUGAUAAUGUGUACUUUUAUUCUGUCAUCGUUUGGAGGUGGGGGUUCUAAAAAUCUUAUUUCCACAUAUCCUGUAUUAUCUGUUAAAUGUUUUAAAAGAAAAGUCCAAUGUUCUCAACAAAAGUGGGUUAUAGGGAGAAAAUGAAAAAAUCAAACAAUACAUUUUACAUGUUCAUCAAAAGCAUUUUAGUUUGUAAUUCGUGUUGCAUUCUGAUCAUCAUGUGUUUAAACACACAAGCAAAGCACUAUCUGCACUAUUUUUAAGAACAUGUUAAAAUAAAGCAAAAUUUAUUCUUUCA